Molecule: messenger RNA, 1251 nt
Organism: Drosophila innubila
Lineage: Eukaryota; Metazoa; Arthropoda; Insecta; Diptera; Drosophilidae
Product: zinc finger protein 454
Exons: 2
Coding region: 31-1158 (375 amino acids)
Biological process (GO): regulation of transcription by RNA polymerase II
Cellular component (GO): nucleus
Molecular function (GO): RNA polymerase II transcription regulatory region sequence-specific DNA binding; DNA-binding transcription factor activity, RNA polymerase II-specific; zinc ion binding
Source: RefSeq, a predicted model, not a curated record
UCCAUUUGAUCGGACGCUCCUUCAAGUAUUAUGUUCCCGCUUUUGCAAAAUUCCGUAUAUAUUGUCUGCCGCUGCUGCCUCUUGGAACAGCCGCCACUUUGCCAUAACAUCUGCGAGAAUAAUCAACUCAUUGACGAGUUGCUUACUUUGGCACCCAAUCUUCAAAUCCUACCCGACGAUAUCAUAUGUGAUGAGUGUCUGCAACGUCUACACAAUGCUCUCGAAUUUCGACAACGCUGUGAGCAUUCGGAACGCAUUCUUCGUGCCAGGCACGAACAGGCCCUGGACGAUGCUCUCGAAUGCCUUGAACGUGAAGUCGGUUCCCUGGAGAAGGUCGAAACAAUACCAAUGUUGACGCUAAUAGAGCCUGUGGAUUUUGGACCAUUGGAUCUCUCGGAUACGUUGGAGGGUAAUGAGACAUCGUUGCGAAAGCCUGCCCGUUAUGAUUGUGGCACCUUGAAUACACCCAUACAUUUACCCGCAACUCUUGAGCAGCUUGAGGAGAAGCUGAAGAGUCCAAGCUUGAAUGCUGCCGUCGUUGAAAAGCCGAAGCGUAAGCGCGUUACAGGUGCCACAUCUCGUCCAAGACGAUCAAAAUCGUUGAACCAAUGCUCGGAGUGUGAGAAGAAGUUUACGCGUAAUUUUCAGUUGAAGUUGCAUAUGAAUUCGGUGCAUGGCUUGGGCGAUGGUCCGCUAUAUCGAUGCGAAGUGUGCUGCAAAGUUUUUGCAUCGCGUCACAGUCUGCGGUAUCAUGAGACAUCGUCGCAUUCCACGGUCCGUCCAUUUGCCUGCGAGCUUUGCGACCGACGCUUUGUGCUUCGCACACAGUUGUGUUCGCACGCCCGGAUGCAUACGGGUGAGACAAAGCCGCGAAUUUAUGCCUGCAAUGUAUGCUCAAAAACGUGGCCAACAAAAUCGGAUCUACGCACACAUAUGCGCUCCCAUGACAAAGACAUGUCUAAGAGACCACAUAAGUGCGAUAAAUGCGAUAAGGCAUUCUUCACCCGUGGUCAUCUAAGCUCACAUCAUUUGGUUCAUACCGGAGAGAAACCCUAUGCCUGCAAUUACUGUGUGAAGUCUUAUCAAAGUGUUGGUAAUCUUAACAAUCAUAUGGCACGACAGCAUGCAAGUAUCCUGGAAGAGCAGCUGGAACUUUAAAAUUGAGAGCUAGAAUAUAGGAUAUUCCCGCUAUAGGUAUUAGGUACACUCGAAAUCUUUUGAUUUUCAGAAUAAUUGAAAACCGAGAAAUAU